This is a messenger RNA of Oryza sativa Japonica Group (Japanese rice), 1219 nucleotides long. Its product is annotated as VQ motif-containing protein 4. The record is from RefSeq and is a predicted model, not a curated record. NCBI's taxonomy places the organism in Eukaryota, Viridiplantae, Streptophyta, Magnoliopsida, Poales, Poaceae.
CAAUGCAUCUCUAACUCCCCCCCUUCUCCCUCUUUUCCUCUCCAUCUCCCUUCUUAACCUCCCCACCCUCUUCUUCCUCACCUCAAGUCGUCUCCUCUUCUUCUUCUCUUCUUCCUUCCUCUCCCAACACCAAAACCCAAGAACCCCACAAGUGCGGGCGAGGAGGGGAGGGAGGCAUUAAUGGAGCCCUCUACCAAGCAGCUCCUCCCCAUGCCUCAGCAAGACCCCAACUCGCCGUCGUCUUCCACCUCGUCGUCGUCGUCGUCCUCCACCUCGCCGUCUCACCCGCACCACCGUGCACCACUUCCACCGUCGCCUAGGCCCGUCCCCCGCACCAUCGAGACCACCCCCUUCCCCACCACCUUCGUGCAGGCCGACACCGCCUCCUUCAAGCAGGUCGUGCAGAUGCUCACCGGCGCCGAGCAACCCUCCAAGAACGCCGCCACAGCAGCGACAGCGGCCGCGGGGAACAGCAGCGCCGCCGGGAUUGGUGGCGGGCAGGGGGCAAACGGGCCGUGCCGUCCCAAGAAGCCGGCUUUCAAGCUGUACGAGCGGCGGAGCAGCCUCAAGAACCUCAAGAUGAUCGCGCCGCUGGCGAUGGGGGCGCUGCCGUCGCCGACCGGCAGGAAGGUCGGCACGCCGGAGAUCCUGUCGCCGAGCGUGCUGGACUUCCCGUCGCUCAAGCUCAGCCCGGUCACGCCGCUCACCGGCGAGCCCUUCAACCGCUCGCCGGCCUCGUCCUCCGAGGACGCCGAGCGCGCCGCCAUAUCCGAGAGGGGGUUCUUCCUCCACCCCUCGCCGCGUGGCGCCGAGCCGCCGCGCCUCCUCCCGCUCUUCCCGGUCACCUCGCCAAGGAUGGCCGCGCCUUCCGAGUGAGUGACCCAAAAGCUCCCGCCUUUGCGCGCGCCUCAACUAUAUCAAGUAAUCGACGACGAGUACAACUACUGCUACUACCGCUCUCGCUGUACCGUUUCUCUUCGCAGUUCUAGUUUUGUGGUUGUUGUUCUUGAUCUGCUGCUGCUGCUGCUGUAAUUUUUGCCCCCUUCUCGAAAUGAAGAAGGGAGUUUCUUUUUUUUCUUCUUUGGAGUAGUGACCAGUGAGCGAUUGUAUAAUCCGAGCUCUAGAUUUCGGCUUCGGUUUCUUGAUCGCUCGCUGGGGACUCCGAAAGGAUGGAUCAAUCGAUUAAUUAAGCUUAAUUUUGAGCUUGGUGUUCUAACUC